This is a messenger RNA of Malus domestica (apple), 1000 nucleotides long. Its product is annotated as clavaminate synthase-like protein At3g21360. Gene Ontology annotation, molecular function: oxidoreductase activity. The record is from RefSeq and is a predicted model, not a curated record. NCBI's taxonomy places the organism in Eukaryota, Viridiplantae, Streptophyta, Magnoliopsida, Rosales, Rosaceae.
CAUAAAUAAAUACCAAGUUAGAGAGAGAGAGAUUAUGGAGCCCUUCACCAAAGACUUCAAAGUAGGAGAGUGCGAAGGCCAAAAGGUGGUGGAUGGUGAGACCAUGCCACUGGUGCUGCAGCCUCCAGCACCCGAAAACAACGAUGUGGAGUCACUUAUUUUGGCUCUUCAGAAGAACAAGGACUGGUUUGAUCAGAUGCUUCUCAAGAACAGCGCUAUCCUUCUCCGAGGUUUCAAUGUGCAGAACGCUGAGGAGUUCAACGACAUCAUAGAAACCUUCGGUUGGGAUGAUAUUCGCUAUGUAGGACCGGCGCCAAGAACUCAUGUGCACAAGCGAGUUUGGACUGCAAAUGAAGGACCUCUCUCAGAGUUCAUAUACUAUCACCAUGAGAUGGUCUUGAUUAAGGAAUAUCCCAAAAAGGUCAUCCUAUUCUGUGAGAUACCUCCACCAGAAGGCGGACAGACCCCAUUUGUUCCGAGCUUCCGAGUGACGGAGAGGAUGCUGGAGGAGUUCCCGGAAGCUGUGGAAGAAUUGGAUGCAGGUGGCUUGAAAUACACCUUCACAGCACCAAGUAAGAACAGCACAGGUUCUAUGAGGGGCAGGGGUUGGGAGGAUACUUUUGCCGCAUCAGACCGUGCAGAAGCUGAAAAAAAGGCUAAUGCUUUAGGCAUGGACGUCGAGUGGCUAUCAGAUGGGGGAAUCAAGACGAUAUUAGGACCGAGGUCGCUGACGAAGGUGUUUGAAGGAAGAAAAGGGAGGAGAAUGUGGUUCAACACGAUGGUAGGCAUGCAUGGGAAGGAGAACAGCUCGGCCCUGAUGGCGGACGGGACCGAGAUUCCGGCAGAGCUGGUGAACAGAUGUGAGCAGAUAAUCGAAGAAGAAAGCAUCCAGUUCAAGUGGGAGAAGGGUGAUGUUCUCUUCCUUGAUAACCUGGCUUUGCUUCAUGGAAGAAGGCCUUCUCUUGCUCCCAGAAGAGUCUUGGUUGCCACAUGCAAGUAG